AUGAACUGGAACGAGGCACAGGAUCAUUGCGCUGUACUCGGAGGACAACUUGCUACGAUUAAAUCUCUUCAUGAACAAAUGUUUGUGUACGAACUCCUUAAUCAGGCUGACAUUGGAGAUAUACGUGUAUGGAUUGGAGCAUCAGAUAUCAUGGCAGAGAAUACAUUUGUCUGGAUAGAUGGAACUACUUUUUCUGAAACAUUUACCUACUGGAGCCCAGGCCAGCCAAAUAACUAUAAUAAUCAAGACUGUGUCGAUUUAUUUAAAGUGAAUGGAAAAUGGGAAUGGAAUGACGAGACGUGCACAUACGAAAUCUUCAGCUUAUGUGAAUUUAUUUGA
Mercenaria mercenaria is the source of this 339-nucleotide messenger RNA. RefSeq names its product CD209 antigen-like protein E. Gene Ontology annotation, molecular function: signaling receptor activity. The transcript is spliced from 3 exons. The coding region runs from base 1 to 339 and encodes 112 amino acids. The record is from RefSeq and is a predicted model, not a curated record. Lineage: Eukaryota; Metazoa; Mollusca; Bivalvia; Venerida; Veneridae.